Messenger RNA from Ylistrum balloti, 2024 nucleotides. RefSeq names its product flap endonuclease GEN homolog 1-like. The coding region runs from base 4 to 1527 and encodes 507 amino acids. The transcript has 11 exons. Gene Ontology annotation, molecular function: 5'-flap endonuclease activity; DNA binding. The record is from RefSeq and is a predicted model, not a curated record. Lineage: Eukaryota; Metazoa; Mollusca; Bivalvia; Pectinida; Pectinidae.
GCAAUGGGUGUGAAGACUCUGUGGCCAGUGCUACAGGAGGCUGUGGACAGUACAGACAAGAAUGUUUCAGUACAGUCACUACAGGGCAAGCGAGUGGCAGUAGAUCUCAGCAGCUGGAUUGUAGAGUUUCAAACCGUCAAGACCAAGGGCACAUAUUUUCUUAAGAAUCUGUACUUGAGAUCUCUGUAUUAUCGUACCACUGAGCUGUUGGGCUACGGUAUCAAACUGAUCUUUGUGGCAGAUGGAACUGCUCCGGACAUGAAAGCUGCUGUAAUGAAGAAACGCCAGGAGGCCCAAUCUGGAGGGACAAUUGCAUCCAUUGACCCCAGCAGAUCACGUUUCUCUCCCAUGAUAGAAAAGUGUAAGGAGCUACUGAAGUAUCUGGGUGUGCCAUUUCUGUACAGUAAUGGAGAAGGAGAAGCAUUAUGUGCUAUUCUUAAUGCAGAAGGACUGGUGGAUGGUGUUAUGACAAAUGAUGUAGAUGCAUUUCUUUAUGGGGCUACAACUGUUUACAGAGACUACCGAUCCAUAUCAGGGGUGCAUGUUGUUGAUAUCUACGAGAUGCAGAAGAUUCAGUACAAGCUUGGAUUGGAUCAGAGAACAAUGGUGGUGGUCGCAUUGUUGGUGGGAUGUGACUUUUGUAAAGAAGGGUUGGAAGGUAUUGGGAUCAAGAAAGCUCUGGCACUAAUUGACAAAAUCAAAAUGCAUGGACAGGACCCUCUUGACAGAUUGGUUGGGUGGAGGAAUAACAAAGAAUUACAAGAUCUAGACAAGGUGCCGAAAUCAAAACAUUGCAGCAACUGUGAACAUGAAGGUGAAAAAUCCAGUCACAAAGUGGAGGGAUGUGGUUAUUGUGAAACAUCAGUGUCCUGUACACCAGCACACAGACCAAGUUCUGCCACUGAGUCAGGUAUCUCCACUCCUUCAACAAAACCAUGCAGAUGUUCCUGGCACCAACGCAAGGACCAUGAGUUAGAGCUGCAGAUUUGGACCAAAGCAAAAGCAAAUGAAACAUUUCCUGAUCAAGAGAUUAUCAAGGAAUAUUUAACAGCUCACCAAUCUACGGAAUCACCUGACCUGACUUUUCACCCAGUCGAUAUUUCUGGUGUAAAGCGUUUCAUGACAAGUUAUUUUCCAUCCAUCAAUUCAACAGUCGGAGAGUUUUAUUCCAAUUUUGCUUUUGUCCUAGUUCAACUCCAACUCCACAACAUGACUGAGUGUCUCAUACCCUCCACCACUCUUACACCACUCAGAAUAAUACAUACCAGGAAGAGACAGGCAAUCCCUCACUUGGAAGUUCACUGGUCUAAGUUAGAGGAAGACAAAGAAACAAAUGGCAACUAUUACAUAGUUACAUCAGAAACUACCUGUUUUCAAGAAAAAUUUCCAGAUAUGGCUGCUUCAUUUUUUAAGGAAUUACAUGACCAAAAAGAUAUGAAGAUAUCUAGGAUGAAGAGAAAGGCUGAUGAUUCAGAUGGAAGUUCUGCGCAAACUCUCCUUAAAGCUUAUUUCAAAACUGUAAAAUAAAGGGUAUGGUGUUGAGGCCAGUCUAGGGACGACCCUAAUUGUCAAGGCAGCUUGUCCCAGUCAGAUAUCACAACAACUAGUUGGUCCUUACUCUGGAUUUGUGGAGCAGAUUGGUUACCCUCAGCUCCUAGUCAAAUAUAACACCAAUAUGAACGAACUACACAACCAACAUGGUAGUAGAGGAAAACCUCUCAGUACCAUUAUCUUCACAUUUAAGCUUUACUGCUUUUUGCUUGAUGUUCAGCGUUAAUUGGUGUGAUUUAGGAAUGGUUUUUCAAUCAUGCAAUUGCUUUUUAUUCUCCUUUAAAGCUGUGAUGUAGCUAGGAGUUCUGGUAUAGUUGUCAUGUGAUCUUAGGUGCUAGAAAACAGCUAUAAGGAAGUGUAAGGACGUUUUAUAUAUAAUGUCACCAUAACAUUUAUUGACCUUAUAUUUUCCAUGACGUUUUAACACAGGUCCAAUGUUUUAUUAUCUAUAUAGAUGGAAAACUGUGUCUAAA